AUGCUGCCUCAAUUCAAAGUCGACUUCAUGUCGAAAAAAGAGAAGAAAGAUGGGAAACCACGAUGGGCGAAAGCAGUGAUAGAGUUCCGAGAGCCGUUCUACACGGAUGUGGAGCCGGAACCAACAAGCGCCUCCGAGUUCUGCAAGGCGAUGAUGAUAGCAUUACAAUUUGGGACGGUGUGGUUCCUGCCCGUGCUAGCCAAUCUACUGGCUCUACGUCGUCGCAGGGAGCAGGAUCCCGGCAUUCUAGGUCGGAUCUCAAUACUAUUCUCAGAGGUCCAGCAGUUUAAGGAGAUUGUUGAUGAUAUCAAUCAGGACUAUUGCGUCGACUGUACCCUUGCCUUCUUGAGAUCUAUGAAUGAGACUGAAGAACUUGUUGGCCGCUUGACAGCGAUUAAACUCUAG
Emericellopsis cladophorae is the source of this 405-nucleotide messenger RNA. RefSeq lists its product as uncharacterized. The transcript is spliced from 3 exons. The record is from RefSeq and is a predicted model, not a curated record. Lineage: Eukaryota; Fungi; Ascomycota; Sordariomycetes; Hypocreales; Bionectriaceae. Bases 1 to 405 code for a protein of 134 amino acids.